GAGCGGCUCCGCGGUUCGGUUACCGCCUUUCGCAAACUCCUCUCUCUCUCUCCCUCUCUCCCUCCCUUCCCCAAUCAUCUCAUCACUACUGCGGUCAUAACGAGCUCGAGAGACGUGAGGGGGUCUGAAAUCAUUUCGCUCGUAUUUUGUUGUUUUAGGUACGUCAACCAGACAACUACAAGAUGAAGAGAGAGGGGAGGCAACAUGGCAUUGUGAGAAGCUCAACUAUCCUACCACAAGAGUUCAAUCCAACACGCAAGUCCAAAAUAGUCGAUUGUGUUGGUGCUUCUCCGACCACCAGAUUCUUCACCAAGGCACCAUCUAAACCCCACAACCACUCCAAGUGCACGAGCAAGUGUCGCACUGCAAGGUGUAAGGGCUGCCAUUCCAAUCCAAUGUCCAAGUCCAGGGACAAGGCCAAAGGUGCAUAUAAGCUAAAAUCUUGUGAUGUGGUGCUCAAUCACCAACUGGUGGCAUGGCGGGUGGUGAACAACAGCACAAGUUUGCCGAAUUAUAAAGUUGCUUCUGCAAGUGAGACUCUCAAUCAUUUAUAUGCCGAUAGUUUGUGUGAAGGAGAAGAUUAUGACAAUCAUAACAUGGAGGAAAAUCUAGAUUACGGCUAUGGAGAAGUUUCUCCCGAGACUAUUGACUUGGAGGUGGGAUGUAAGGGUGCCAAAGUUGAAGAGGUAGAGCCAUUUAGCCCUGACAGUGAUGAGGCUGGUGAUAUGAACUUUUAUGUGGUUGGGAUGUCCUGGGAUUAUUCAGAUGGAGAAUGGCUAGUGGUAGGGGAGAUAUGAAACUUCACUGAAGCAAUUCAAACAGAGAGGAGGUUCUUACCUUGUGUAUUCUUCUCCCCUUUUGCUUGCUCAGAACUAGUGUUCAGGACACAUAUUUCUGGACAAACACUAUCGCUGUAAUGUGUAUCUUCUGUUGGUAAAACUGAAGCAAUCUGCCAUCAAAGUUAAUAAUUCAGAGAAAACUUAUCUC
Musa acuminata subsp. malaccensis (wild Malaysian banana) is the source of this 987-nucleotide messenger RNA. RefSeq lists its product as uncharacterized. The record is from RefSeq and is a predicted model, not a curated record. NCBI's taxonomy places the organism in Eukaryota, Viridiplantae, Streptophyta, Magnoliopsida, Zingiberales, Musaceae.